Molecule: messenger RNA, 7528 nt
Organism: Hirundo rustica (Barn swallow)
Lineage: Eukaryota; Metazoa; Chordata; Aves; Passeriformes; Hirundinidae
Gene: FOXP1
Product: forkhead box P1
Exons: 22
Coding region: 1062-3119 (685 amino acids)
Biological process (GO): regulation of transcription by RNA polymerase II
Cellular component (GO): nucleus
Molecular function (GO): DNA-binding transcription repressor activity, RNA polymerase II-specific; RNA polymerase II cis-regulatory region sequence-specific DNA binding
Source: RefSeq, a predicted model, not a curated record
CAAGUUCUUGGGUAACUCGAACCAGCAGCCACCAAGAGCCUCCUUUUCUGCUUUGUCUUGGUUUCCCAGCCUUGAGGUGGUUGUGAUGCCAUCAAACAUCUUUGCAAGUGGAGCCAGCCAGAGCUGGGCGUCCUGCAAAGAGCAGCGCUUCGUCCCCAGAGCAAAACCCACAAAACCCAGGGGUGGAGGAGCAGUACAGGAGGAAGCAGAGUCCAGCCAGCCUCCCUGAGCAGGACUUACAGGCGUAAUUGCUGCCACUCGCUCCUGCACUUAUUAACCGCACAGCUCGGUUUCUGAUUCCGUCUGGACAAAUUAGUUUUAAAAAUGACUUUGAAGAGAAUCCGUGCGGUGUGCCUGCACAAUGUACACAGUGUAUACGUAAUGUGUGCCGGGCUGGGAGAGCGUCGGGGUCCGACGGGAAGGAAUCGGCAUCAAAAAUUAAAGAAAAGACGACAAAGGGCACAUCUUGGAGGCUGAGGGUUGAAGCACAGACAGCGCUUGGAGAAAUGUGGAAAAUGUGCGGCGAGGCCAGAAGUAGUAGUUUUGGUUCCCAAUUAACUAUUUCCUUCGUUUGAGUAACUCCUCUCAAACAGAAGAGUGUGCUGUUCCACCACAUGUUGGAAAGUGUGAGAAUCUGAAUAAAAUUUCAUCAACCUUAUUAAAAUAUGUAGGGACUUUGGUCUUCUUGGGUACGAAUCAGCCUACAGACUCAGAGGCAUUUAUUAACAAUAAGACUGCUGAGGUUUUUUAAUAACAAAAUUACAAAUACCGUGUCUAAUUGCUUCAAUAUUUAAAGGCUGUUAAAGGAUACCUCGAAAAUAUUUUCACAUGACCACGACCAGGAGUGUCACUCGCCUGCCAGGGUAAGAAGAGUGACCUCUUUGGGUGGCUGUAACUGAAGAUUGCUUUACAGGAGCAACUGAAGAAGAAGGGGAGAGCACUCCUGCAAGACGACUAGCACAGCGGUAGAAGGCUGAUGGCUAGAAAAUCCUGCAUGGAGCAAACAAGGAGGUAGAAGGUCUAGGAAAAAGGUAUAGGGCUAUGAACCAGGUUUUUGAGUCAUGAUGCAAGAAUCUGGGACUGAGACAAAAAGUAACGGUUCAGCCAUUCAGAAUGGAGCGAGCGGUGGCAACCAUUUACUAGAGUGCAGCCUGCGGGAAGUGAGAUCAAACGGCGAGACACCUUCCGUUGAAAUUGGGGCUGCAGAUUUAGCACAUCUCCAGCAACAGCAGGCUCUCCAGGUGGCUCGACAGCUUCUCCUGCAACAGCAGCAGCAGCAGCAACAGCAACAGCAGCAGCAGCAGCAGCAAGUUAGUGGAAUAAAGUCUCCGAAGAGGAAUGACAAACAGCCAGCCCUUCAGGUUCCAGUGUCGGUGGCUAUGAUGACACCUCAAGUGAUCACUCCCCAGCAAAUGCAGCAGAUCCUCCAGCAACAAGUGCUAACUCCCCAGCAACUCCAAGUCCUGCUCCAACAGCAGCAGGCACUCAUGCUUCAACAGCAGCAGCUUCAAGAGUUUUAUAAGAAACAACAGGAACAGUUGCAGCUUCAACUUUUACAGCAACAACAUGCUGGAAAACAGCCUAAAGAGCCCCAGCAGCAGCAAGUGGCCACGCAGCAGCUGGCCUUUCAGCAGCAGCUCUUGCAGAUGCAGCAGUUGCAGCAGCAGCACCUCCUGUCUCUGCAGCGUCAGGGGCUGCUGACGAUCCAGCCCGGGCAGCCUGCUCUGCCUUUGCAGCCCCUUGCACAAGGCAUGAUUCCAACAGAACUGCAGCAGCUCUGGAAGGAAGUGACAAGCUCGCACACAGCGGAGGAGGUACCCGGCAACAACCACAGCAGCCUGGACCUGUCCACCACCUGCGUCCCCUCCUCUGCUUCCUCCAAAACCUCCUUAAUCAUCAACCCACACGCCUCAACUAAUGGACAGCUAUCAGUCCACACUCCUAAACGGGAGAGUUUAUCCCACGAGGAGCACUCACACAGCCACCCGCUGUACGGACACGGCGUAUGCAAAUGGCCGGGCUGUGAAGCAGUAUGUGAAGACUUCCAGUCGUUCCUAAAACAUCUCAACAGUGAGCAUGCGCUGGAUGAUAGAAGUACAGCCCAAUGUAGAGUACAAAUGCAGGUUGUACAGCAGUUAGAGCUACAGCUUGCAAAAGAUAAAGAGCGCCUGCAAGCCAUGAUGACACACCUGCACGUGAAGUCGACUGAACCAAAAGCCACCCCUCAGCCCCUGAAUCUGGUAUCGAGCGUCACGCUUUCCAAGACCGCGUCCGAGGCGUCUCCGCAGAGUUUACCUCAUACUCCCACCACCCCGACUGCGCCCAUCACUCCCGUCACGCAGGGACCGUCGGUCAUCACUACCACGAGCAUGCACAACGUCGGACCCAUCCGGAGGCGGUACUCAGACAAAUACAACGUCCCCAUCUCUUCAGCAGAUAUUGCCCAGAACCAAGAAUUUUAUAAGAACGCGGAAGUUAGACCACCGUUCACGUAUGCAUCUUUAAUUAGACAGGCCAUCCUGGAAUCUCCUGAAAAACAGCUAACACUAAACGAAAUCUACAACUGGUUCACGCGAAUGUUCGCCUACUUCCGACGCAACGCGGCGACGUGGAAGAAUGCAGUGCGUCAUAAUCUUAGUCUUCACAAGUGUUUUGUGCGAGUAGAAAACGUUAAAGGGGCAGUAUGGACAGUGGAUGAACUAGAGUUCCAAAAACGAAGGCCACAAAAGAUCAGUGGUAACCCUUCUCUUAUUAAAAACAUACAGACCAGCCACACCUACUGCACACCUCUCAAUGCUGCUUUACAGGCUUCAAUGGCUGAGAACAGUAUACCUCUAUACACUACUGCUUCCAUGGGAAAUCCCACUCUGGGCAAUUUAGCCAGUGCGAUGAGGGAAGAGCUCAAUGGUGCAAUGGAGCAUACGAACAGUAACGGGAGUGACAGCAGUCCAGGACGUUCCCCUAUGCAAGCGAUGCACCCCGUGCAUGUCAAAGAAGAACCGUUAGACCCAGAUGAAAAUGAAGGCCCACUAUCCUUAGUGACAACAGCCAACCACAGUCCAGAUUUUGAUCAUGACAGAGAUUAUGAAGAUGAACCUGUAAAUGAGGACAUAGAAUGAGUAUGUCUGACAUCGUUAUCCUGAGAAUGAAGAUUGGAAGAACACGUCAAACUUAGCUGUGAAAUCUCUCCUUUAUUGUACAGUCUGGAGGAUUCUCAGUCCACUUUGACAACUAUGAAAUAUGUUAACUCUUAGUGCCAUCAAGUAUCCCAUUUGGGAGUAUUUUUGAUUUUUCUACUUUUUGUUGAAAAAAGGAAUUUGUACUCUGUGCAUUGGAUGGACUUGUUUGGUACUUGGGAUUUUCCUCUCUUACAGUCAACAUCAGUGUUGUAAAUUUGCUAAACUGAUUCACUUGCAUUUAGCAGCCAGCUGUGGACUGCAGGUCCUGCCAAUUUUGGACACUUGAGGACAUCAAACUGAGCAUGUACACCUGAACUGCAGAUCAAGUCUUUGCCCAGAUUUUAAGGAUUCCAAUGGACAACAUAUUUGCACAGUACUGCAUGUUGAUUAUCACUGCCUUUACUCCAUUUUUUUUUUUUUUUUUGUUUCGUUGGUUGGUUUCUUUUUUCUUUUUUUUUUUUUUUUUGCUUCCAUUUGGGUUGGGGAAGGCCUGUGUGUGCACGUGUGUGGGUAUGUGUGUGUGUGUGUGUGAGCGUGUAUAUCGGGGAGGGGUUCAAAGAAGAAAUUAUCCCAAACUUUUUAAUGUAUUGCUUUUAUUCCCCCGCCCCACUUCUCCUCUACCAUUUUAAGUUCUGACCUCAGGCCUCAUCUGGGCCCAGGGCCUCUCAGAGGCUUCAACGUUUUCUGUACUUUGUGAUGAAUGUUAAUAGGUGUUUUUAUUAUACGAAGCUGAAUGUCAUUGAAUUGUUUGUAGUUUUUUCUGUCAUUCAUUCCAGUUUCCUUCAGAUGCCACCAUGUUUUCUUUAGCUAUGGAAAACAUUCCAUUUCGGUGUCUCCUUUUUUGUUGUUGUUUUUUGAAAAGGUCCCAAAUGCUGCACGAUACAUGUGGAAGGGUUGUCCAACGGAGAGAGGAACGAAGUACUGCAAGAAUGAGAAUGAAUGACAGAUGAACAUAGAAACACUGUAGGAAGCAACACAGAUUCAUUCCACAAAGCAGUAUUUUUAAUAUAUUCUUGUUUUGUUUGGGUUUUUUGAUUUUCUUUUUUGAUUUUUUUUUUCUUGGCAGCAACGGUGAAUAUUAGCAAAUGCCACAAAAUUGAACAGCACAAAGAAACAUAUGCAGCACCAACAGAAUUCACUUUUAGUAGAGAAUUAAUAGUACAGUGGCAGGCUCUCGGUUGUUUAACAAGAGUACUAAUGGGUCAGCAAAUCUUUCUGAAAUAUCUAAGAUUACCGAGAUGGGCACCUAAACAUUUAUUAUUACAACUUCUGGGUUUUUUCCAUUGUUUUUUUCCAUUUGCAUUUGCAAAUAGUGGUUGGAAAGAUGACUUCAUUAAAUUGUUACUGUACGUGGUGAUGUUUCACGGUUAAACAUCAGUUCAGGAUUGCUUGGUGGCGUUAAUCUGUUUGAAUACAAAUUAGAUUUCAGACUGAACUUGUUACGGGAGUUAAUAAGGACGGGGCCCCACUAAUGCUAAAGUGUUAAUUUUCAGCUGUGCAAAUCCAGUACUGCAGUUAGGAUUGUUAUGCAAUAUUACACCAGCCAGUAUGGAAACCUCACCGGAGGAGUCGGGAGAGUUGGGAGAGAAUUGGCGCCGGGGCUUGUUAGGCAAAACUGGCAAAGCUCUGCAAAAAAAACAAACAAAAAAAAAAAAAAAAAAGCAAACACGACAUACAAAAUCUGUUGCGAUAGGUCAGUAAACCUCAGUCACCAAACACCUAAACAUUUUCAUUCUGCAACCACUUUUCCGUCACUCAUUUAUUUAUGUAGAACUGUAGCUUUUUUUUAUUAUUUCGAAAAGCCUUUCAGAGCUUAAUUUAUAUUCUUCUUUGUACCUUUUUUUUUUCCUAAAAUUACCAAAGAUAUUACACAAAGGUAAAUUAUGUUCUCUGUUAUAUGCUUUAUCUUAUGAAGCCAAAUAUCCUCUUAUUGUUGAUCAAAGGAGGUUGGAGAAUUUAGAGGGAAAUGACAAGAUGUGGGCUAUUGCUAACCUGAGAGGGAAACUGCUCCUUUAUUCUAGAAAAUUUAGAAGGCCAAGUAGAUGUCUGAACCAAAGUUGUUACUUUUUAUUUGCAAUUCUUUACAGUGACCAAAAUGAAAGUCUGUAAAGAGGAAUCGAGGAGAGCUUUUGAGGUUAAAACUAGGAAUCAGUGUUACUGGGGGAGCUAUGAGAAGGGAGCUGAAGAAAGGAAAGACACAAUUAUUUUGUGGAAAAUUAGAGUAUCAGAUAAAGGAGACAGUUCAAUUAAACACAGAAGAGAACAGAAAAGCUCCCACAAUUUAACUGGACGACAUAAUGGUAUUUCUAGAAUUAAAAGAAAAAAAAAAAUUUUUGGUCUUUGGUUCUACAGAUUGUGUGCCACUUCUGUUCCGGGACUGUGCUGGGAUGACUGCUUUAAUUUUGGUUGAUCUUGGCACAUUUACUCAGUUUUGUUUUGGUCAGCAUUUUUCAUAAGGAAAUAACACUCCUGUCCACUCAUAAGCUUUGGUACAAGAAAUUUUAUCGGCAGUUACUUCUAUAAAACUCAACUCUGCUUUCUGUUUCAAAAAGACAAGGAAAAACAAAAAAAAGAAGGAAAAAAAAAAAAAAGGGCAGUCUGUGGUCAUUUGGAAACUUUUUUUUUUUAAAUUUUUUUUUUUUUAGGUUUUUUUUCCAGUUUUGGUUUAAAUUAUAUCCAGGCAGCUUCGUGACGUGCCGGCGGUAGCCAGACAGGGAUCAUGAGAAUUGAGCCCUGUGCUUCGAAACUGAGUGGUUUGCUGGUUAGUUCGGUAUUCAGAAGGGGGAUAAAAAUCUGGUAGAUUAGUUCAUUCUCAGCAUGUGUAGCUAGACAUGAGUAAAGAUAACAGCAUGAGAAACUGUUAGUACGCAUACCUCAGUCCAAACUGUUAGGGAAUGAGUAAAUAAAAAAUACAUUUCACUCAGUUGCACUUAGUUGUAUGUCUUGCAUGCUUAGUCUAAAGACUGUAGCAAAAAUAAAAAAAAAAAUUAAAAAGAGAAAAAGAAACAAAAAAUUAGAGUUUAACAUAUCUGGCAGGUGUUGCAGCCUUGCGGAAGAACCAACUGAAAAUCUCAGGCUUUACAUCAAGCAAACUUCACUAUGAUUUUUACAAUUCUGAUUCUGUAUCCCUUUGGAUAUACAGUUGCUUCUUUAGGGAGGGGUUUAUUAUGUUGUACAUAUAUAUCCCACUGUGUCUGUGUGAGCCUUUGUCUUUUGGGGGGAGGGUGGGGAGGGAGGAAAAGGUGGAAAGGUCCUUUUUUUAGAUAUCAUUCCUCGAAAGGAAUAAAUGCAGACCUGUUUGUCAAAACACCUUUUGCUUUUUGUGCAACUGCUUUAUAUUAACUAUACUAAAAAAUAGCUUUGAAAAAAAAAAAACUACUGUAUGUAAUGGAAUUGCAGAAUACGCUGCACAUGUAUUUUAUUUAGUUAUCCUUGCUUUAAGAAUAUUGGAUGACAUUUGCUGACAUGUGGGAGAAAAUCCCUGACUUUUUUUUUUUUUUUUUCAGCUUUUAAAUUGUAACAUAGUUGACAGAUUUUUUUUUUUUCUCCUGUUAUCAUUGAUCGAAGCAUUUUUGUACAGUUUUUGUGUUUAAGCUGGUUUUUUUGAUACUUUCCCACCCCUUCUGUUAUCUUACCACUGCCUUUUCUGGCUGUCUUAAACAAAGUUCAUAUAUUUGAAAGGAAAAAAAAAAAAAUCAUUAAAAAAAAAAAAUGUUUUUCUCCUGCUGCAGUAAAUAUUUUGCAUGAUGAAUUCCAGGGUCACACUUUCAAAGUUUAUCAGUGAAGUAGUGAUUAAUAAUGGGGAGUGUCAAACUAUUGAACUUUUUGUAUAAAAAAAACAAAAAAAAAACUUUACAAGGUGCCAAGAUGUAAAGACAAUUUGUUACAUUUUUUUUUCUCAAAGAAAAGCGUACAUUAUGAAAGUAGUACCAUGUAUCAGGUAAAUCGCUGUCAGGAAUGAGAGUCAAAGCCUUCCUUGUCCACAAAAAAGAAAAAAAAAAAAGUUUGUAAAUGUAAAACCUGUUAGGUUUCUGCAUUCAACUAGAAGUGAAAUGAAAAAAAAAAAAAAUAAAAUCAAGGCUUAUGUAGAGCAAGUGACCACAAAAAAUACGACCAUUUUUUGAUUCUCACUCGCAAGAGUCCCACUGCAGGUCCUGCACCUCCCCUUUCCUGGAGCUCAGCUUCAGGGAGAGACUGGGGCAGGCAUGCUGGUUCUACAAAUAUUGCAGAUCAUUAGAUAUUUUAUAUAUAUACAUACAUAAAUAUAUAUAUAUAUAAAGUUUUUUAAAAUAAUUUUGAACUAUUGUAGUUUUCAGAUUGCCAAUACUCUCACGCUCAUUAUAGCAUGG